AUGGAGUCUGGCAUGGAGGAGAUCCCAGUUAAAGUUGCUGUUCGAAUCAGACCUCUGCUUUCCAAAGAAAUACUUCAUAACCACCAAGUGUGUGUGAGAUUAGUCCCAAAUACACAACAAAUUAUCAUUGGGAAGGACCGUGCCUUCACUUUCGAUUUUGUAUUUGGCAAAAAUUCAACCCAAGAAGAAGUUUAUACUGUUUGCAUUAAGCCUCUUCUAGUGUCUUUGACUGAGGGAUACAAUGCUACAGUGUUUGCAUAUGGACAGACAGGUUCUGGGAAGACUUACACCAUUGGAGGUGGCCAUAUUGCGUCAGUUGCAGAGGAUGAAAAGGGCAUAAUCCCACGGGCUAUUCAGGAAUUAUUUCAGCAUAUUUCUGAAAACUGUAACAUUGAUUUCCAUGUGAAGGUAUCUUAUAUAGAGGUUUACAAGGAAGAACUUCGGGAUUUAUUGGAGUUGGAGACCUCUGCGAAAGAACUACAUAUCCGAGAAGAUCAGAAGGGAAAUACGGUGAUUGUUGGUGCUAAGGAAUUCCAAGUGGAAUGUGCAGAUGAAGUGAUAAGCCUGUUGGAAAGCGGUAACGCAGCUCGUCACACAGGCACAACACAGAUGAAUGAACACUCUAGUCGAUCUCAUGCCAUUUUUACCAUCAGUAUUUGUCAGAAACAGUCUGCAGAGUCUCAGAAAAAUACUGAUGCUGCACAGGAUUCAUCUUGGAAAUCUGUCCAGAUGAUUGCUUCAAAGUUUCAUUUUGUGGAUUUGGCAGGAUCAGAGAGGGUGACAAAGACUGGAAAUACUGGUGAACGCUUCAAAGAAUCAAUUCAGAUCAAUAGUGGUCUGUUGGCCUUGGGAAAUGUCAUCAGUGCCCUUGGAGACCCAAAACGGAAAAGUGUACAUAUUCCAUACAGAGAUGCUAAAAUCACUCGUAUUCUGAAAGACUCCCUUGGAGGAAAUGCCAAAACUGUCAUGAUAACGUGUAUAAGUCCAUCCUCCUCAGACUUUGAUGAAUCUUUAAAUUCCCUCAAAUAUGCCAACAGAGCCAAAAAUAUUAGAAAUAAACCAGUUGUAAACUAUAAUCCCGAACAAGACCGGAUUGAUGAAAUGGAACUUGAAAUCAGAUUGCUUCGAGAAGUUUUGCAGAACCAGCAAGUCAGUAAUCAGUGUUCACACGAGUUAAGUCAAGAAAGAAUCCGUAUCAGUUCCCUUGAAGAGCAGCUCACCAGGCUUCAGGUGCAGUGUUCCAGUUAUAGAAAUUGUCUAGAUGAAGCCUUCCCGUUUCUGGUUGAUUUGAAUGAUGAUGUUAGCUUAAAAAGAAGCCAGCGGGACAGGUUGCAGAGGUGGAUCACCAUGGCACAGGAAGUGAGGAAAGAAUCUCUCAGCCUGCAGGAAACUGGCACAGGGACUGGGACCAGCCAAGGGCCACAUCACAUCACAAUUCUUCAGCUAAAGAGGGAGCUAAAGAAAUGCCAGCAGGCUUUAGUUAUGGAUGAAGAAGUAUUUAGCCAGAAAAAUCAUGAACUGCAGACACUGCAGAAUCAAAUAAAGACAUUACUACAGGAAAAUGAAGAACAUCUGGAAUCUUUAAAGGAGGCUCAAGAAACGCACAGAUUACAGAAUGAGAAAAUGGUGGAACAGCAAAUGCUUAUUGAUCAGCUAAAAGAAAAAUUAGAGAAGUUUACAGAUGUGAAAACGUUGGACAUCUCAGGUGCUAGUGCGGAUGGUCCAGCUAUUGUGGCACGGGCAAGGAGGCCAUACAGUGUCCCGCUCACUAAGAGUCUGCUACGCUCCCUUCACCCACCUUCUGGCACAGAGACCCACAAGGUAUAUACCAGCACCCCUGCCUUCUCUCUGACCCGAGUAAUGGCACAGUUCCGUGCUCACAGCCAGAUCAUACUGAGCAACAUAGAAGAUCAUGAUAAAGUCCUUCACUGCCACCUCUCUGAUCAGAAUGAUAAGGAGGAAGAAAAUAAAGGCAGCAAAAAAAAAGCCUCAUUUAAGCAUUCCAUAAACCUAACGUGGACACGAAAACAUGCUUCUUUGUGCUUUCUUCCUGAUCUAAGUGAUGUGAAGUGUCAAGUAGGCAAGUCUCAUCUAUCCAACAAAUCUGUGCCACAGACUGACACAACCACAGGUGAAGAGAUGGACAGCCUCCAGAAAAGUCAUGUUUUUAACAUGCAGAAGUUAAAGAAUUCAGAGUUGAGACUCACUGAGGCCGAGCAAAAAAUGAGAGAACUUGCACUUAAUAUCAGAAUGAAAGAGGAACUCAUUAAGGAAUUAGUAAGAACAGGUAAUGAUGCUCAGUCUGUAAGCAAGCAGUAUUCUUUGAAGAUAACUAAGCUGGAGCAAGAAUUUGAGCAGGCAAAAAUGGAACUGGCUGAAACACAAAAGCGGCUUCAGGAGCUGGAGAGUAAGGAGCUGAGAGACAUUCCUGAGAAAGACAAGUUACAAAAAGAGUUUCGGAAGAAGAUGGAUGCAGCUAAAUUGAAAGUGCAGUUUUACACAUUGGAAGCUAGUUGGGUUGAAGUAGCUGAUGAGGAACUUAAUACAAUUAUCCUCAGAAUGCUACUUAAUAUAGAUAUG
Messenger RNA from Merops nubicus (carmine bee-eater), 2580 nucleotides. It is a transcript of the gene KIF27, whose product is annotated as kinesin family member 27. The record is from RefSeq and is a predicted model, not a curated record. The annotation marks the transcript as partial. Gene Ontology annotation, molecular function: ATP binding; microtubule binding; microtubule motor activity. The transcript is spliced from 10 exons. Gene Ontology annotation, biological process: mitotic spindle organization; microtubule-based movement. NCBI's taxonomy places the organism in Eukaryota, Metazoa, Chordata, Aves, Coraciiformes, Meropidae.